This is a messenger RNA of Bombus huntii, 5385 nucleotides long. It is a transcript of the gene BicC, whose product is annotated as protein bicaudal C. NCBI's taxonomy places the organism in Eukaryota, Metazoa, Arthropoda, Insecta, Hymenoptera, Apidae. Bases 1189 to 3516 code for a protein of 775 amino acids. Gene Ontology annotation, molecular function: RNA binding; protein binding. Gene Ontology annotation, cellular component: cytoplasm. The transcript has 13 exons. The record is from RefSeq and is a predicted model, not a curated record.
AGAAAGAGAGAAGAAAGGAGAAGGCAAUGGAAACAGGCGGAAACGGCUGAGAUGUUCUGGUGCAUGGUUGGAGUAUAGUCGCGAUCGGGUCGCGUUACUUCGUUUCUGUUCUGUCGUUUCUCCGCCGAGGCAAUAGUGGAGGGAGUACGGAACUCCGGAGGAACGGAGACAGCUAGAGUCGCGACGACGACGAGUGGGAGGCGGUUCACCGAGCCGUCCCGUUACAUUAUAUGCUGUUAGUCAGUCAGUCGUGCCAGUGAUCCGGACGCGGUAAAAGCGAGAGACGACGUGGCCGUUCCGAACAUCGUUCUUCCAACCAGACAGCCGGUCACGUUGAAAAGCGCAGCGAGUGUCGUCGGCAUCGUUUUCGUCAUUUUCCCGGUUGCGGUUUCGUUCGCGAACUGCCUCAACUAAAAUUCCAAGUUCGAUUUGUGCACAAACUUAGCUACCGCGUUACCGAUAACGCGAUCGGAUCGGGUGUACUAAUCGCAUGUGAAAAGUGUACGUGAACGUUGGCUCGAUUAACCGGCAGCCGAUCCAGAGAACGAGCCGAGCCCCCGAUCGAAUCUGCAUCGAAUUUCAAGAUCGGCGACGAUUCCGACGAAAAAAGAAACUCGUGGAAGGAUUUUGGUGAAAUUUUAGGAGGAAAAGAUCGAAAUAAAAAUCAUCGAUGGUCGAUGGUUGUUGAUGUGUCGGCUCAUCAAUCGCGCGUAUCGGGUAGCCGCGAUGAAGUGAACGGAUAACGCGGCGCGGCGCGGCGUGGCGCGGCGGGACGUUUCGCGGCUCUCGACAGUCGUGGCAGUGAAAGUACGUCACCCGGAGCUGUCUCCGCUCAUUCGAGAUUCUUUCUACUCCGCUCUCGAUCCGAACGGGUUUUCUCGUCGCCGAAGAGAUCGCACAACGAUCAUGCUCCUGGUGUAACGUUUCCAACAACCAUACGAACAGUGACUGUGAUACAAGUGCCGGAACCGUAGCUCUUCUUUCCUCCGAGUUCGUUCCGUCUCUUUCUUUUUCUCUGCUGCUGAUUCACCGACGACGAUUCAUCGACUAACCAAAUCGAACUACGAAGUAAUCAGGAUCGAUACCGAUCGAGAUACCAUCACCACCCGACAACGAUGACCGUGGUAAUUUUCGUUACCGGACCGUAUUUACAAUUUUCUUCGACGACUUCGCGAUCCUCUGAUAAUUAUGGAGGAAACAAACACCUUCGUUACGUGGCCGUCUCGUCUAAAGAUCGGAGCAAAGUCGAAGAAAGAUCCGCAUAUAAAGGUCGCGGGUCGACCCGAUGACGUACGAGCCGCAAAGGAGAAAAUAAUGGAAAUUCUGGACACGAGGCAAAGUAACAGAGUAACUAUGAAGUUGGACGUUAGUUACACGGACCAUUCGCACAUCAUUGGAAAGGGUGGACUAACGAUUAAACGGGUGAUGGAGGAAACUGGAUGCCACAUCCAUUUUCCAGACAGUAAUCGAAGUAAUCAUCAGGAGAAGAGCAACCAGGUGUCGAUUGCGGGAGAAAUGGAGGGAGUCGAACGUGCCCGUGCUCGUGUCAGGAAUCUUACGCCUCUGAUCUUCUCGUUCGAGUUACCAAUCAUGAGUGCGUCGCAAACAGUGCCCGAUUCCACUUCGCCGUACGUAGUUAAAAUUCAGGAAAAAUACAACGUUCAAGUGAUGUUUCGUACCAGACCAAAAUUGCAUGCUACUUUGGUAGUUGUCAAAGGUUGCGAAUGGGAGGUAUCUCAAGUGAAAGAAGCGACCGUGCUUCUAAUUCACUACAUGUGCCAAAACUUAGCUAGUCAAAUACAAGUACAAAUGUCGAUGGAGAUUUCGCCGCAACAUCACAGUAUCGUAUUGGGAAAGCAGAGCAGUAAUUUGAAGAUGAUCAUGCAACGCACAGGCACUCAAAUAAUGUUCCCAGAUGCCGGAGAUCCGAACAUUCCUAGCUUAAAGAAGAGCAACGUUACGAUCACAGGUGGCAUCCACAACGUUUACUUGGCUCGACAACAGCUAGUGGGUUCCCUGCCUUUGGUCCUAAUGUUCGACCUUCCUGAGGACUCGAUGUCUUCGGUAGAUAGCGAGAACGUUUCCCAACUAAUGCAGUCGUUGGACGUGUUCAUAAACGUGAGGCACAAGCCGAAGCAGAGUACGCUUUCCGUGAUCAUCAAAGGAAUCGAACGAAACGCCAGCAAUAUUUACGAAGCGAGGAAGCAGCUUUUAGGCCUGGACGAGCCCAGAGUGCACGCCGAGAUACCGGCUACCUAUCACAUUCCAAACGCUGCUAAUAUUUUCCAAGGAAACUCUACUGGCAAUGGCUCCGGUCCCAAUAGUUUAGUCAGCAGUCUAUCGGACAAUUUGUCGAGCAUAUUAACGGUGAACACACAGAAUUCUCCAUACUGCGUAUCGCCUGUUCCUCAUUCGCCAAAUCCGAUGGCCCUGUCGCCUCAUUGGGGUCAUUUACCACCAUUACCGUCCAUCUUUUCGCCACUGCCGCUUCAUCACUCUUAUCCAUAUCCACACCUUAAUCACCUAUUGACGACGCAGCACGUAAUGCAUAACAACGCGAUGCCUCCUCAUUCACAUGGACUGCAAAAUCACGCUUUUACCGGUAUCGGACAACUUCAUUCGAACGGGCCUGUAGGCUUCCACAAUACUCACGGAUUGAACGGUAAUUCGUUGGAAAGCAAGGAAGGUAGCGCUUAUUCGUCGUUGAGCAGCGUUUCCAGUUCUCUAUCUAGUCCAGCUAUCAGUCCGCGUAACAUAUCUCCGGUCAAUCCUAUCGAGAGUAGUCAUAAUAUAGAUUUAUCCAGCAUGUUGUCCGAUAUUACGGUACCCGAUCGUCGUGCGCCGGGUUGUGAGAAGAAAUCGCUGGAAAUGGCUGUGCAACAGAAUCUCGUUCCCUUCGAUUACGAGCAGAAAAAGAUACUAGCGGCGAAAGUGAUUCAAGGGAAACCAAGUACCAACGAUUUUCGUGUUCCUACUUCCGCUUGGUCCGGCUACGGACUCAGUCAAUCCAUUCCUCCCAUAAAUACGAGCGACAUAAAGAAGCCGCAGGAAUCUACCACCUCCCAUCCAUCUGAUUUAUGGAAGGAACCAACGACGCCGGUAUUCAGCAGAGAGAUUGACUUUGGAAUCGGAUCCGGUAAAGAUCGUGUUGGACAGAUCGGCUUAAGUUCCAACUACAUGGAGCAUACGCCCACCACGCAUUUGAACAAAAUUACAACCCAUCGGUACGACGACUUAACCAGCAUGUUGGUUAGCGUUGGAUUGGAAAAGUAUAUUCGCCUGUUCACAUCUCACGAAGUGGACAUGGCUACAUUUCCAUCUCUGACGGAAAAAGAUCUAUGCGAAAUCGGGAUAACCGCUUGGGGUGCAAGGCGUAAAAUAAUGUUAUUAAUCGCUGAAAUGAACAAACGUACUAGUCCAUUCUGUGGUAGCGCUGCUCCUGGUGCGGAACGCAAAACGACCACGUCGUCGACCUCGUCGUCGAUGGAGAAAUGCAAUCUGGAUACCAAAUGGUAGUAGGGACGAAACAUGUCACGAGUCUCGCAAAAUUCGUGAGAACGAAUACAAAGAAUUUAGACAGGACCGCGUCGUACUUAAAAUUAGCCUCGCGUUCGCACGCAGACUCGAUUGCGUUUCAAGAUGCUCGAACGAGAAUCGAAAUCGAGAUCGAAAUCAAAUCACGCGAGCCCUUUCGCCGACUCGACAGUAGGAUCAAGUUAUAAUUAGUAUGUUAAUUUGCGAUUCUAGGCACCGAAAGAAUAGGCGGAUGAUUCUUUUUGUGGUCAAGGACCGUUUGCUUUUUUUUUUUAUUUUUUUCCCUGCAGUCCUCGAUUCACGCGGUCGAAAGGUGCCUUAGGUUAAGAAACUCGUUACUACUUUCGUUUCGUUAGCUUUUUUUUUAUGUUGCUAAUGGUCUUUCUAUCGUGGUCGCGCGAUAUUCGACGAAUCGAUAUGGUUUUCAUAUUAUUUUGUACGGAGCGCGAAACACGAUGCUCCGGGAGUCGUAGUGUCGUUCGACACGUUGUAUCAUAUAUGUUUUUGUGUAACGGUGAAGAGUUCGUAAUAGGACUGAACGAUAGGCGUAUACAGUAUCUAUAAAUUAACGAUAACGGUUCAAUUAGUAUAGCAAAGUGCGGAAAAACGAGGCUUUGAAGCUCGAUAUGCGCGAUGGGCGUAGGAUAUCCCGUACGUUCGGCGACCUGUCGCUUUAGGGAAGUUAAAAUAUUUAAUCUCGACUAAGCUCGAAACUCGGCAGAAACGUAGAACCUAAGCUGGCAACCGAGACGGAAAUGCGAACUCACGUAAAGAUAAAGCGAAAAGAAGGGCACACGGUCAUGUUUCUCUCGGUUUUCGCGAGUUUCGGAUUUUUUCGCAGCAGCCGCGUUUUCGAGUUUUACAAUGUAAUAAAGUAUUUAUUAUUCACUCGCGAAAGACGUCGAACGUACAAAUGCGAAUGAUUUUUCCACGAAGCGGAUCGGAGGGGGCGAUUGAACGUUCGAGGGUAUUUCGAGUUGUGUCUUUUUCACCGUAUUACGAUCGAUCGUUUUACAGGAGAAACGACUUUCGCGAACUACCCUUGAAACUAUAAUUUGAGUCUAUACUCAGCUAUACCGCUAACGUGCAAUGCCUGCCCAACGAUUCUGCAGCUAAAUUAUUUUCAAUAAUCGGUCGUCGUAUGAGUGCAUCGUGAUUCCUCUUCUUUUCUUCAUUUUCUUUUCUGUCUCAACAUCCGUGUACUUGAUAAACAUACGGGGAACGAGAAUAUUUUUGUUAAAACAAGCUGCACGUUGUGGUCCGUUUACACAAUAGUCGUUUUACGAAAGUAAGAUACUCGUGUUCUACAUAAAUUAUUAAUAUUUUAAAUCUUUUUUUUUUUCUUUUUUUCUGAGUAUACUCGUAUAUGGAUGAAAUGAAAGCGUUCGGCAACGAGCUCAUGCUCUGCUCGCUACGAUCGACAAUAUUUAAAGAUGUAAACACCUUCAAAUAUCAAUUUAUCGCGAUUUAAGUGAUCGAUCGAUUUGUCGGUGCGACUAGCGAUAUAAAUUAUUGUUUAUCGCGUGUCAAGAAAAUAUUCAGAAUAUCGUCUCGAUGAAACUUAUCGAGAAUGUCUAACGAGUCGAACGAUUUUAUCGUUAAUAGUUCUUGACUAAGUCUUUUGUGAAAUCUUUUUAAGCAUAAAUUAUUGUUGUUUGGUGCGGCAAAAUCGCAUGCUUGAAAAUGAUCGAAAUGUUAGAAAAGGAAUACAUGCUAUGUGUACUUUAUGCGUACGAGUGUAUGCGCGCGCGUAUGUGUGUGAUGUAACAAGACUGUACCCGAUCGUCCCUGUUACUCGUGUUUGUGUCGAACAUUAACCGUUUUCUUUGAUAAAAUUCGAUUCGAAUUUGA